CCCUGUUGUAUUCCUCAAUUGGAAUAAUUACCUCACUAACUCAGAUACCUCCGACAAGUUUUGUGUAUACACAGACAGACUCAACUGGUACGAUUCAUCGUGUGAGUCGGAGUUUGGGUACAUGUGCAAGAAGAAAAGUCACGAGACACCUGACAGCACACCUGACAGCACACCUGACAGCACUCAGACCGCUAGUGUCAGUGACGAUGGCUUGACAUGUCCUGACAAAUUUGUCAGUGUUGCAGGCAGUAGUAAAUGCUACUACAUCAGAGGGACCAACAGCACAAGGUGGGGCUGGAACAGUGUUAAAACUGCUUGCAGUAAAUUAAGUUCUGACAGGUCGACACAUUUUGGUGUGAUAAGUAACCAGCUAGAGCAAGAUGCUGUAACUUUGUUACUGCGAGAUUCAAGCAACGACGUGUGGAUCGAUAUGUCCAGUUCGUUUAUGAACAGUUUCAGAUGGACAGACAAGUCUGAUGUGACCUACGUCAACUGGGCCAAAAGGGAGCCUGGUUUUAUCCACUCAUACGACACAUAUUUACACAAAUUCUGUGUCAGAAUGAUACGAAAAAGCAAUAAUAAACAUGAGAUCGGCAGAUGGAAGGUGUCGACAUGCUCACAGAAACUUGGGUACCUGUGUCAGGGGAGAAAAGUUCCAGGACCAAGCCCAAGCCCCCAGCCCACAUCACUGUGCCCCACGGGUUUCCUGACCUACACAACAAACUGUUUCUCAAUCAUCAACGAACCAAAACAGUGGGGCGAUGCCAGAAAGUCGUGCCAAAAUUUAGGCGGAGAUUUGGCCUCAAUUUUAGACGUCUUCGAGGCAGCCUUUAUCAACAUCCACCUGAACCGCAUGAAGGUCAACACCAAAGUCUGGAUUGGGAUGAGCUACCAUCUGGUGGAAGAUAGUUCUAUGACGGGUGAAAAUAACCACGAGUCUUCCUAUGUGUGGAGCGACACCUGGCCAGUCCACUACACCUCCUGGUCACCUGGACGUCCGCAGAGAUUUGAUGCCAACACCUGUGUGGCUGUGGAGAACCACAUGUGGACAGACCAGUCCUGUAGUGAGGCUCUGCCUUUUGUGUGCCAAAUCAGAUCAAGUUCACCUAUGUUAGAUCAGAAAGAUGAGAUCAGCUGCGGCGACCACAAAAAACACCUGUUUGGUCAGUCCUGCUAUUACCUGGAGCUAGGAGAGGUCGUGACGUGGGCCGAGGCGCUCUUGAAAUGCCAGACAAUGGACAUGCAGCUGGCCAGCCUCCACAGUCCAGAGGAGAUCAACUUCAUCCAGAGACAGCUGGUAGCACUCAGCCAGGAAGACGAACCACAUUCCUUAUACGGCAAUAAUUUCUUUUGGAUUGGACUGAACAAAAUCUUCGGUAACCUAACGUGGGCAGACAAGACACCUGUUGACUACCUGAACUGGAACACAUCUCUGGCCCCUAACAAAGCGCUGGCACACGCCAGCAUGAAGAAGAUAGACUGUGUCAAAAUGUGGAAGGGCACCGGCACAUGGAGCUUGUCUGGGUGUUUCUCUGAGAUGUGUGGAUACCUGUGUAAAUCAAACAGAUCCCCACAAGUCCAACGUUAG
This is a messenger RNA of Physella acuta, 1588 nucleotides long. Its product is annotated as macrophage mannose receptor 1-like. The record is from RefSeq and is a predicted model, not a curated record. NCBI's taxonomy places the organism in Eukaryota, Metazoa, Mollusca, Gastropoda, Physidae.